Molecule: messenger RNA, 6508 nt
Organism: Brassica napus (rape)
Lineage: Eukaryota; Viridiplantae; Streptophyta; Magnoliopsida; Brassicales; Brassicaceae
Exons: 1
Coding region: 4894-5769 (291 amino acids)
Source: RefSeq, a predicted model, not a curated record
CCGUUCUCUGGUGAUCAUAUCUCGAUUUCAAUUCGUUCCAAAGAUCUAGUGGAUUUUCAAUGGUUAGAUAUUGAUCCUUGAGACUCUUAACUAGAUGAUGACGAAUGAUCAUGAUGGCUCUGUAACGAUCCUUCUCAUUUGGAUUACUGUUCUCGGUGAUACAUUCACCGAGACCCUUGGAUUUCAAGAUAAUCUUAGCAUCAAGCAUCCACUGAUGGUAAUUGUCUCCAGAUAGAUUAAGGGCAGUGAAAUCAAGGUUAUUGAUUUUCGACAUCUGAAAUCAUAUAUUAAUAUUUUAGAUCUUUAGUAAUAGUUUUUAAGUUUAAACGAUUAGGAUUUUAGGUUCAAACAAUCAAACAAUGCCUCACGGCCAAGAUCUAUGCCUUACGGCCAAUGAGUAAGCUGCACGGCCAAGUUAAGCCACACGGCUAUGGAUGCAUUCGGUUCACUCUUAUGCAUUUAGUUUGUUAUGUAAUUGCAAUCCUAACAUGGUUUCUAUUAGUUUAUACGAGACGGAAAAAAAACAAGAAACCUCUCUGCCAAGCAAUAGAACAAGCCACAUGGCUAUUUGGUUUGAUUCAAUACCAUUCCUAACAUGAGAUUCUAAGUUCAAAUUGCAAUCAAUCAAAUGUGGUCAGGUUUAGAUAUGAAUGCCGCAAGGCCACACGGCCACGGGUUAUGAUCUAGAAUAAUUGACCUAGAAUGUAUCAAGGCCACACGGCCACAAUCCAAAUUCAAUUUCAAAAUACUCUAAACUAGGUUAUUUAGGGUUUCAGUUUAAACAAGACAAAUUCAGAUUAAAGUUUAAACAAUCAUAAUCAAUAGUUCUAGGUGAUCAAUCAAUGUUCAAAUUCCAAACAAUACAAAUCAAUUUUUUUUUCAGAUUAGGGUUUUGGGAAUUUGAUUUGAUUUUAGAUCAAAGGAGUUUAAUUUUGAGAUUCAAAACCUUCAAGUUUCUGAUUUUAAUUGAUCAAUGGAUCAAAUCUCGAUUUUAGGGUUUGGAUUGAACUUAUAGAGCUUCGAUUUACUCAUAGGGGUUUGAUCUAUUGUCCUAUGGCUUUCAUCUUUUAGAGAUUAGGUUUUUAGGGUUUCAAUCUUUACAAAACAGCCAAAUUCGAUUUCAUGUUUUCAGAAUUCGAAUUACCUUUAGGUUUUGAAGAUUUUAGAACCGAACCACCAAGAGAACCUCGAGCUGGAUGAUCGGACGCGAGCUGGAACGAGCUGGAACGCGAGCUGGAACUGUCGCGUGAUGAGGCGUGAGCUGGAACGGGACGCGUCUGAGCUGAGAUCGUCGGAGUGCUGAGUUGAGACGGAACAGGGUAGAGUUCGUCGGAUUAGGGUUAGAUGAAUGCACCAGCUAGGUUUAGGGUUUUAAGGGUUUGCGAUUUUGGUUUCUUAGGCUCAGAGUGUUUAGUGACUAUCGUGCUGAUAACGUGUUGUGAAACUUAGGAUUUAGAACUGUAAGUUUCUGUAUAUUAUUAUUGAAUAAGUGUUCCCUUUAUAUAAGGGUUACAAGAGAGAUAAAUGGAAAAUACAAAUAUAGGAAAGAUUACAAAUCAUAAACAUAAAGGAGAAGGAAAAUCCUAAUCAUACAAGGAAAAGAAAAUUGAGUUUCCUUUUCUCCUAAACUAUGUAGCCGUCUCUCUCUCUCUAAGUCUCGCGGCUGCCGCCUCUCUCUCUAGGGUUGGGCCAUCUCUCUCUCUAAGUGUAUGGGCCAGUUAUGGACCGGGCCAGUUAUGGACCGGGUCGGUUAUGGACAUCCAUCAAUUGAUUUAUAACAGUCACUAAUGAAUUUUGAAAAUUUCAAGUAUUUGUUAAGAGAUAUAAAUUCAUUCAUCAAUAAUAUUUUGUUAUUAUUUAUUCAUCCUGCAUUUUCCGAUCCUUUAACUAAGAGCAUCUCCAAGUCAUCCUUAUAUUUGUCUCUAAAUGCUAUAAUAGAGUAAAAUCAGCUCCAACCCACCCCUAUUUUUUCCCCUAAAAUAGAGAUUGCUAUUUUUUCCUCUAUAUUUAAGGAAAAAAAUAGCAUUCCUCUAUAAUAGAGGCAAACGUUUUUAUUUACAAAGUAGUCCUCUAAUUUCUUAUGAUUGUAACUAAAAUACUUAUGUAUGAAGAAAUACAAUUCUUACAUAUAAAAUUACACCUUUUUGUUUACGUACUAAUUAUUAAUUUUUAUAACUAUAGUUAUAAUUAAAAAAAAAAUUAUUAUUUAUUUAAAAGUCAAUUAUAAUUAAAAUAAAAUAAAAAAAUUAUUAUUUUAUUCAAAAGUCAAAGAAUUUUUAUUUAAAUAUUAAUCAAUACAACAUAUUAAAACAACUUAAUACUCUGGUAAAUUACUACCGGAUCCACAAAGAUUGUUAAAAUAUUGUCCAAACGAUGUUGAUGGAGGAGGAAUUUAUUGAUUUUGUUGUUAGUAACUGCGCUUUUGUAAAAUCCGUGCUUUCUCUGCUUGGAAAUGUUCACGAACAUUUGGAUAUUCUAUGGAAUUUAAGUCACAAAAUAAAAUUUUGUUUUCUUCUUUCAUCUCUUCCAAAGCAUAAUUUUGUCUUUGAAUCACCAAGUGUUGUUGUAUUUGUUCACUUGACUUCUUUAGUUGUUCCCUGAAUUGGUUAUUUCCUCUUUCUAAUGUAUUGAUAACCGAAUUGGUUUGAUCAACAAUUUUUCGCUUCAUUUUGGAUUUCUUUACUCCAAGUGGUCGUGAAGAUGGAGAUCCACUAAUAUUCUCACUCUCAUCAUUUAAGUUUAGUGAAGAAGAAGAUAACUUGGUGAUGCUUGAGUUGGAGAAUCAAGAUUGAGAUUAUCUGAUUCUAAAGAUGUGUACUCAACACCACAUGGAUUAGAGAAUCGUUUGGCAUGGGCAACACCAUCUUGAAAUUUUUCAAAUUUUUUAAUAAUGUCCCACACAUGCUCAAAUUUCUAACCUCCUUUAAACAUUGGAUCUUCUCUUAACAUUAAUUUGGCUUGAUUAACCUGCAUAUCAUUUAAAAAAACAUUCAAAUAUUCAUACAAAAAUUAUCCAAAAAAAUAUAUGUAAAUAUAAAAAUUAAUUCUUACAAUAUCAUCACUUGAAGCACCACUUGGACGUCUAUUUUCACAUUGUUUUAUGCAUGCAUGCAAUUUUUUCGCUGCUUUUUGAAUUGUUUGAACCCGGGAUUGAAUUUAUUUUUUGGACCGGUCACUCCACAUUGCAUCUUUUCCAUUGUCGUAAGCUUCGACCACACGACCCCAAAAUUGAUCGGAUGAUUGAUAAACACCUUGAAUUAGAUCUUGAGAAAUUUGCAUAUAAAUGUGACAUAAAAACUUAUCUUCUUCACAGGAAUAUCCAGAAGAGCGGGACAUUUUUUGAUAAGUGUAAAUAUUAUAGAAGUCUUUAGUGUUGUGAAUACAAAUGUUGUGUCUAUGAUGGUAUUUAUAGGACAAGGUAACACAAUUUUAUGGGCUUACACAAAAUAUUUUACACCAAUGCAUGUUUAUUUUAGUCUUUCCUUGUAAUAGUUAAUAGCUGCACCAAUGCAUGUUUCAAUUAUUUUUGGGGCAGUAAACCUAGCUAUCAAAAAUAUAUAUGCCCAACGUAUCUUUGCAUUGUUUGACCUAGAACUCUAAAUUAUUUUGAGCAAUCUCAUUCAUAGAUUUUUAAAUGUUGUAGCUGGAAGUUUGUGUGCAUUGUUUGAUUUAACACUGUCAGUGCUUUGUUCAACUUAACUACUGCAGCUUGAAGUUUAGAUAAGGUCAGUGCUUUCGUUGGCUUUUUAUUGUGUGAAUCAAAAUAUAUACAGAAUUUCUGAUGCUAAGCACUAGUACCUACGAUGUGAUUAUUAAACAUAAACAUUCAAAUAGAAAAUAGCCUUUAGAAAAAAUAUAUAAAGAAAAGAUAACAAAUAAGCACCAAUGCAUGUUUCAAUUAUUGUUGGGGCAGUAAACCUAGCUAUCAAAAAUAUAUAUGGCCAACGUAUCUUUGCAUUGUUUGACCUAGAACUCUAAUUUUUUUUUGAGCAAUCCCAUUCAUAAAUUUUUAAAUGUUGUAGCUGGAAGUUUGUGUGCAUUGUUUGACUUAACACUGUCAGUGGUUCAACUUAACUACUGCAGCUUGAAGUUUAGAUAAGUUCAGUGAUUUCAUUGGCUUUUUAUUGUGUGAAUCAAAAUGUAUAAAAAAUUUCUGAUGCUAAGCACUAGUACCUACGAUGUGAUUAUUAAACAUAAACAUUCAAAUAGAAAAUAUAUAUCCUUUAGAAAAAAUAUAUAAAGAAAAGAUAACAAAUAAGCACUAAUGCAUGUUUCAAUUAUUGUUGGGGCAGUAAACCUAGCUAUCAAAAAUAUAUAUGGCCAACGUAUCUUUGCAUUAUUUGACCUAGAACUCUAAUUUUUUUUUGAGCAAUCCCAUUCGUAGAUUUUUAAAUGUUGUAACUGGAAGUUUGUGUGCUUUGUUCAACGUAUCUUCGUAUUGCUUUGUCUUCUUACAUCACAUGCUUGGCCAUUUAACCGAUGUUGUACUAACACUAAAUUUUCACCAUCUUCUUUACAAUACUACACAAUUUUGUGACUGAAGAAUUUAAUGAAAGUCAUGUAGUUGUAGGUUGUAAUGUUCUCUAGCCAACCUAGAUAUAUUCAUAACACUUUAAAAAUUGUUCUCACCUAAAAUACAAAAAGCCAAAAAGAAAUGAAAUAACCUGAUGAAAAGCAAAUAUAAAGAAACUGACAUUGGCCUAGUGCACUUGGAGAAGUAGGACGUGAGACAACUAAAUGUAAACAAUUUUUUUAUUACAGAAAAUAGAAAGAAUUUUAUUUACAAUUAUGUCACUACAUUUUCUCUAUAAAUAGAUCCCAUCAUUUUCUUUUAGUCCUCACACUUCUACACACAAAUUAUUUUGCUUACCUUACAAAAACAUCUCUAAAAAAAUGAAUUUCAGUUUUACUUUACCAAAUUUUCACCAUUCAUCAUCCUCUUCUUCAGAUGAUGAAAAUAUGGAAUUUUUCAAUGUUCUUGACCAUGAAGAAGAAACAGUGCAACUUGCUAUUUCUAAUAACAAUCUGGUUAUACAAUAUCUUCUUAAUCAACAAGAAAACCAGGCGAUUCAUGGUGGUUCAGUUCCUGGCCGUUGUUUCAUCCACUGUAAUCAAGAGAGUGCCCAUGAUAGAUUGUUCAAUGAUUAUUUCUCGGAAACUCCAAAAUAUAAUAAUAUUUUAUUUCGGAGGAGGUAUUGUAUGUCUCGUUCUCUAUUCCUCUGCAUCCUUCAUGAAGUUGAAGUUCAUGACAACUACUUCACACAACGAAGGGAUACUAUAGGUAGACUUGGAUUGUCAUCUAUUCAAAAAGUAACCGUUGCUUUUCGGAUGCUAGCAUACAGUCUUCUUGCAUAUGCCGUAGAUGAGUAUAUAAAGAUUGGUGAAUCCACGACAAUCGAAAGCAUGAAGAAGUUUUGUCGAGCUAUUGUGGAGAUAUUCUCAGCCCAAUACCUACGAUCACCAACACUUGAUGACGUUUCCAGACUUCUUUAUAUUGGCGAAAAACGAGGCUUUCCGGGAAUGUUUGGUAGCUUAGAUUGCAUGCAUUGGAAGUGGAAAAAUUGUCCUACUGCUUGGGCUGGACAAUAUGCUGGUCGUAGUGGAUCACCUACUAUAAUUCUUGAAGUUGUGGCUAAUUAUGAUCUUUGGAUAUGGCAUGCAUAUUUUGGAUUGCCGGGGACUAAUAAUGAUAUUAACGUGUUGGAGUCUUCUCACAUUUUCUCCAAUCUUGCUCAAGGUAUUGCUCCUCUUGUCCACUAUGUCAUUUAAGGAAAAGAAUAUAAUAUGGGUUAUUACUUGGCCGAUGGUAUAUAUCUGAAAUGGUCAACCAUAGUGCAAACUAUUCAUGAGCCAGUAGGUCCAAAGAAAAAAUAUUUUGCAGCACAACAAUAGGCAUGUAGAAAAGAUGUAGAACGUGCAUUCAGAGUUUUACAAUCACGUUUUGCGAUUGUGAAAGAACCGGUACGUUUUUGGAAAAAAAAAGUACUACAUGAUAUAAUGACUACAUGUAUAAUUUUACAUAAUAUGAUUAUUGAGGAUGAGUGUGAUCUCGAUGCACCGAUUGGAAUUGGAAGAGAAGCUCCACCUCAGGAAGUCCAAAUACCAGAUAAUGAAGAUAACUAAUUCCAAGAGUUUCUAAGUAGAUUCAGAAAAAUCAAAGAUAAAAAAAGCUCAUUUCUCACUUCCGAAUGCAUUAAUUGAUCAUUUAUGAGAAAAAUUUAGUAAUAAUGAUUGUUAGAUAAUGGUACUUUGUUUUUUUUUUUUUUGUCUAAUGUAUUUUUGUAAUAAAAUGUUUAAUUUAAAUAAUAUUGUAAUAUUAUGAAAAAAUUUCAAAAAGUAUACUGAAUGGGUUAAUUUUCAACAUUUGCAAGUUAGAAGUGUAAAAUGUAAAAUAGAAAAAGAAUCUUUUCAAGAAUAUUCAUUUUUAGAGGAAAAAAUAGAGGAAUACAUUGGAGAGAAAAUCACCUAUAGAGUUCCUCUAUUAUAGAAAAAAAAAUAGAAAAAUAAA